AUGGUCGCUCGCAGCUUCAAGUCACAGUCCGUCGACUACUGGUCAGUGCGUGCAGUCCGCGCCAGCCAUGGGGUAACAUUGGGGCCGCCGCGAUGGCGUGGCGUCAUCUUUCCGGCCCCCGAAAACCAUCGACGACGACGACGAGCCUCGGCAGCGCAGCAGCGCCUUGUCCACCUCCUCACGUUAUUCGUUCGGUGCGCAACCACCACCACUCCGAUGCUCCCCUCCCCCUCCCCACAGCUGUCGAAACGCCCGCCCGCCAUGAAGCCCAGUUUGGCAACCGGGCACAAGGCCCGAUCGACUGGCGGCCUCGGUCGCGAAACGGGUUUAGACGCCACCCCGGACGGGCAGAGUUUUUUUUUCUGCACCGUCAAUGCAAAUCUAUGA
Purpureocillium takamizusanense is the source of this 387-nucleotide messenger RNA. RefSeq lists its product as uncharacterized. The transcript has a single exon. The record is from RefSeq and is a predicted model, not a curated record. Bases 1 to 387 code for a protein of 128 amino acids. NCBI's taxonomy places the organism in Eukaryota, Fungi, Ascomycota, Sordariomycetes, Hypocreales, Ophiocordycipitaceae.